Notolabrus celidotus (New Zealand spotty) is the source of this 3138-nucleotide messenger RNA. Its product is annotated as gap junction gamma-1 protein-like. Gene Ontology annotation, cellular component: connexin complex. NCBI's taxonomy places the organism in Eukaryota, Metazoa, Chordata, Actinopteri, Labriformes, Labridae. The record is from RefSeq and is a predicted model, not a curated record. The transcript is spliced from 5 exons. Gene Ontology annotation, biological process: cell communication. The coding region runs from base 359 to 1510 and encodes 383 amino acids.
AGCGAGCUGAAUGGGUUCACACUGAAGGACUGGCUCGGACGCGGACGCACGCAGACGCCGAUGAGAGCGCGCGCGCUAAUUAGGAAAACCUGGUCGAGCAAUUAAGCCCGAGGAGAGAAAGACGCGCGGAUUGGAGCGCAGAAGGUGGGUGUUUGGCAGCGAGGAAAGUUUGUUGAGACAGCUCAGUGUCUUUCUACGAGUUCAUUAAACCUCUGUGGAGUUGUUUUUUGUCAUCCGGGAUUUUAUUUUACGAGCAGGGUUGAGUCUAGAAUCACUCAAAGUGGGUUCCACGUAAGGAGUUUUGGAUCUACGCGUGCCGGAGAGUGAGCUGGUUUAGCUCCCCGGUCACCUCGGCACCAUGAGCUGGAGCUUCCUCACUCGCCUCCUGGACGAGAUCUCCAACCACUCCACGUUUGUGGGGAAGGUCUGGCUGACAGUGCUCAUCAUCUUCCGCAUCGUGCUCACGGCGGUCGGCGGUGAGACGAUCUACUACGAUGAGCAGAGUAAAUUUGUGUGCAACACGCAGCAGCCUGGGUGUGAGAACGUGUGCUACGACGCCUUUGCACCGCUGUCACACGUACGAUUCUGGAUCUUCCAGGUGAUCAUGAUCACAACCCCCACCAUCAUGUAUCUGGGCUUUGCCAUGCACAAGAUCGCCAGGAGUGAAGACAGCGAGUACAGGCCGGCCCGGAAACAGAAGAAGAGGAUGCCCAUCGUCAGCAGGGGGGCGGUCAGAGACUACGAGGAGGCAGAGGACAAUGGAGAGGAAGACCCCAUGAUUGCGGAGGAGAUUGAGCCAGAGAAGGCUGACAAGGCAGAAAAAAGCUCAGAGAAGAAACACGACGGUCGCCGGCGGAUCCUGCGAGACGGCCUCAUGAAGGUCUACGUGUGCCAGCUGAUGUGGCGCUCUGCCUUCGAGGUCGCCUUCCUCUUCGGCCAGUACGUCCUCUACGGCUUCGAGGUGAUCCCAUCCUACGUCUGCACCCGCUCGCCGUGCCCGCACACAGUCGACUGCUUCGUGUCCCGCCCCACCGAGAAGACCAUCUUCCUCCUGGUGAUGUACGUCGUGUCCUUCCUCUGCCUCCUCCUCACCGUCUUCGAAAUCAUCCACCUGGGGAUCGGCGGCGUCAGGGACACCUUCCGCAGGAGAGCCACUCUGACUUCACGUGUCCCUCGUCCCUCAUCGUCACGCUCCAUCCCCACCGCUCCGCCCGGGUACCACGCCACCAUGAAGAAGGAGAAGCUGAAAGGGGACUUGCCGAUGGGAGACUCGGGGAGGGAGAGCUUCGGGGACGAGGCGCAGUCGUCCAGGGAGCUGGAUCGGUUGAGGAGGCACCUGAAGCUGGCCCAGCAGCACCUGGACCUGGCCUACCAGGCGGAUGAAGGAAGCCCUUCAAGAAGCAGCAGCCCUGAGGUUAACACGGCUGCAGAGACAGCCGCCGAGCAGAACCGCCUCAACUUCGCCCAGGAGAAGCAGGGAGAGACCAGUGAGAAAGGAAUACAUGCCUGAGCGUGCUUCCUGCCUCAAACGUCUGCGCCUCCAUUCCUACUGGCCUUAAACACAUGGGGGAAGCACAUAUGGGAGUGCAGUCAGACCACUGAGGGAGACCAAAAUCGUGUGUGUGUAUGUGUGUGUAUGUAUGUGUGUGUGUGUGGUUGAGAGAAAUGUGCCUUUCAGUAUUAGGGGUCAGGUUGAAAGCUGACCAAGGUUCAUCUCCACGACUGUAAACUUGAAAGCCCGCCACAUCUCCAGUUUCUACUUGCCGAGCGACCGAGCGACCGAGCGACCGACGUCCAAAACCCUUCGACGGUGCCUUCAGCUCAAACUUUUCUACACCCUGUUUUUUUUAUUUUCCCUGUACGCCCACUCUGCUUUUGUGGCCAUGCCGUAAUAAUCCUCCAUUUCAGACCUUCGCUUGGAUUAUGGAAAGCUUUAAACUCCUCCGGCCAAGUCUACUUUUGUUGUCUUCCUUCAAAAGAGUGGCUCUCUGUUUAUAAAAUGUCCCUGCAUGUUGGCUGCACAGAGGAUCUCCAACAACACAGCCCGGGGUGAUGUCGUGUCUGGAGCACGUGCAGUAGAUUUUUUUUUUUUCCAUUGGCUGCAGCUUAACCUGUGCUAGAUUGGUUCAUCUUUCAUGUUUCAGUAAAACAGAUCUGAUACUAGGGAUUACCUGUGUUUUAAGAGCGAGACACCACACCUUUCAGAAAUAUUUGACAGAUUUUGUAGCCUGUAUGUUCGCUCAAAUCGGCCAAAAUGUUUACCUGGGAAAUGCUUGAAUUCUUUAUUGACCGGAAAUGUUCCAAGAGGUUUCCAAGAAUCAACUUUUUUGGUACAAUUAAUUCAUUAUUUACCUUUUUUUUUAUUUGACCAAAGCUCUUGAUUUCUUUCCUUUUGUCUAGAUUAGAAGGAAGAGUUGGCAUCUUGAACGCCACCUGUUUCACAUGACUGCUGAAAAAUAGGCUCUUGGAUGUUAGACAAUCCUUUUUUUCCUUUCCCUGAUUAAUGUACAAAACAAAUGAUUCAUAAUGUUAGUGCAGAAAGUUUAAAAAAUAUCACUUUUUCUUUUUGGAGAAACAGCUGAAAACAUCUGUCUCCUGGGCGACCGUCAACAAAGACAUUCCAUCCUUGUCUUUCUGAAUUUACAUAUUUCUCCAGUGAGACAUAUUUUCCAUCCUUGACGUGCGCCACUGCCCCUCUCCGCUGUGCUGAAACAUGGGUGCUGCAGCUUUCAUGCAUCCGGGGGGAAAACAAAAAGAAACACACACACACAACCCAGCUGAGGAGAGGAGGAGAGGAUGACAGGUUGGCUGCUGACGCACAGCCCGGCGCCAUGUAAACACACACACACAAUCUCCAUUCAUCAUGAGACUUUUGAUCAAGCGCUCUCCGUGUUCAGUGUACUUUGGUUUUAUGAUCUUUGGCUGGAAUAAUGAAACUGCAGAUCGCCAAAGAGCUGUUUGAUGCUGUAUUUUUGUAAUCAUCUCAAUUUCAUGUUUGCUACUUCAUGCAAGGUACGACGUUCCAUUUUGAAUAUGGUACUUUUUUCAAUGCUUUUUUUGUUCUAUUGUAAGUUUUGUAGUUUUUGUAACUGUAGAGAUUAUUUUGUCUUCAGAGUAAAUAAAUAUAUUUGAACGUUA